CCCAAAGCCCUCACCAUGUACUUCAAGGAGAUCCAGCGCCACUUCGGUGUGUCCUACAGCCAGAUCGCCUGGGUUUCCUCCAUCAUGAUGGCCGUUAUGUAUGCAGGAGGUCCAGUGAGCAGUGUGUUGGUGAACCGUUACGGCAGCAGGCCCGUGGUCAUCACGGGAGGCCUCAUGUGCAGCGUGUCCAUGGUGGCGGCUUCCUUCAGCAGCACCAUCACACACUUGUACAUAUGCAUCGGGAUCGUCGGAGGUCUUGGACUUUCUUUCAACCUCCAGCCGUCCCUGACUAUAAUAGGGAAGUACUUCCAGGUCAGGAGGCCCAUCGCCAAUGGCCUCGCCAUGGCAGGAAGUCCGGUUUUCCUCUGUACUCUGGCACCGCUGAACCAGUUCCUGUUUGAACGUUUUGGAUGGAGGGGAAGCUUCUUUAUCCUUGGGGCCAUGCUGCUGAACUGCUGUGUUGCCGGAUCGCUAAUGAGACCACUGAUUAAUGGUAGGGAUCCAAAAACUUGUGAAAAUGGAACCCAGGUGCAAACCAAAGAGAAGAGGAACUGCUUGGAGAGUGUCAGCUGCUUCAUGGACCUUUCUCUCUUCCGGCACCGUGGUUUUAUCAUCUACCUAAUAGGAAACAUACUAAUGUUCUUUGGCUUUUUUGCCCCAAUGAUCUUCUUGGCACCAUACGCCAAACACCGCGGCAUGGACGAGUACUCGGCCGCCAGCUUGCUCUCUGCACUGGCGCUCGUGGACAUGUUUGCCCGUCCAGGCACGGGUCUGCUCGCCAACACCGCCCGUGUGAGGCCCAGGGUCCAGUACCUCUUCAGCUUUGCCAUUACCUACAACGGUGUGUGCCACCUGCUGUGCCCACUGGCUUCCGGUUACUGGGGGUUAGUGGUGUAUGCAGUGUGUUAUGGCGUGGUUUAUGGCAUGGUGUGCGCCCUGCUCUUCGAGUGCCUCAUGGACGUGGUAGGACCGAGCAAGUUCUCAAGCGCCGUGGGACUAGUCACCAUCUUCGAGUGCUGCCCGGUUCUGCUUGGACCACCCAUUGCAGGUGCUCUGGUGGACAUGUUCGGUGACUACAGCUACAUGUUCUACAUGUGUGGUGCUGUGCUGCUCACUGCCGGCCUUUUCCUCUUCGCCAUGAACUACUACAACUACAGACGGAAGGACGCGGUGCGGCGCGCUCAGGAGAACGGCGCUGAGCUAGCUGACAGGAACCUGCAGAACGAGCUGACGCACGGAGACACUCGGACUAGUGACCGAAUGCAGGGAGGAGACGGACAAAGCCAGGGCUCUGGGAAACCUGGGGUCAGAGCAGAGACUGAAGAUAUCCCAGUGUAAGAGAAUGAUAUAUACCCAAAUAGCCCUAAUAUAGCA
This is a messenger RNA of Hemibagrus wyckioides, 1374 nucleotides long. Its product is annotated as monocarboxylate transporter 2-like. Gene Ontology annotation, biological process: monocarboxylic acid transport; transmembrane transport. The coding region runs from base 16 to 1338 and encodes 440 amino acids. The transcript has 5 exons. Gene Ontology annotation, molecular function: monocarboxylic acid transmembrane transporter activity. Lineage: Eukaryota; Metazoa; Chordata; Actinopteri; Siluriformes; Bagridae. Gene Ontology annotation, cellular component: membrane. The record is from RefSeq and is a predicted model, not a curated record.